This is a messenger RNA of Neoarius graeffei (lesser salmon catfish), 3606 nucleotides long. It is a transcript of the gene itga6l, whose product is annotated as integrin, alpha 6, like. Gene Ontology annotation, molecular function: integrin binding. The record is from RefSeq and is a predicted model, not a curated record. The coding region runs from base 38 to 3163 and encodes 1041 amino acids. Gene Ontology annotation, cellular component: integrin complex; external side of plasma membrane. Lineage: Eukaryota; Metazoa; Chordata; Actinopteri; Siluriformes; Ariidae. The transcript is spliced from 25 exons. Gene Ontology annotation, biological process: cell-matrix adhesion; leukocyte migration; cell-cell adhesion.
GAAAGAUCCAGAGGAACUCUUGUGGAUCAGGAGAACCAUGGAGAUCCAGAGGAUAACACUGAUCAUGAGUCUGUGGCUCCUAAGUGGCCUGAAUCUGCAACAUGGAUCUGCUUUCAACCUGGAUAAUAUCAACAUUCUGAGGAAAAAUGGAGAAGCUGGGAGCCUGUUUGGAUAUUCCCUUGCAAUGCACCACCAACUCAAACCUACUGAUCAGCAACUCUUGCUGAUUGGUGCUCCACAUGCGAAAGCCUUACCCAGUCAGAAAGCCAACAUCACUGGAGGUCUCUAUCGCUGUAAGUUCACAACACAGAGUGAUGACUGUGAACGGAUCCCAGUGGACGCUGACGAUUCAAAGCCAGAACAGGGACUGGACCACCGGGAAAACCAGUGGAUGGGUGUGCAUGUGAAAAGCCAAGGCCCAGGAGGAAAAGUGGUGGUUUGUGCUCACCGCUACCAGCAGUGGAUAGAAGACAGUCAGCUGGUUCUGGGCAGGUGCUUCAUCUUGGAACAGAACUUGAUUGUUGAAGAUAUGAGGACAUUCUGCCUCAAUCGGCACAAAGCUAAAGACAUGUUCGGUUACUGCCAGCAGGGCGUCUCUGCAGCUUUCACCAAGGAUAAGGACUAUAUCGUGUUCUCGGGGCCAGGAGCCUAUGACUGGAAAGGUACUGUCCGCAUGGAGCCGAUUGAAAACUUUUUUCUGGAUUCCUAUGAAACCAGAGACCAGAAUAUGUUUAAUGAAAGGCACAUUCCUCUGAGCAUCAGCAGCUAUUUAGGCUUUGCUCUGGACUCAGGAAUGAAUCUGUUAAAGAAAGGAGAGCAGGUUAUCGUGGCGGGAGCACCACGUGGCAAUCUCAGCGGUGAGGUUCUGAUCUUAAAACCUGAAACUGUGAAGUCUGAGAGCAGUCUGAGGGUAGCUCACACUCUCCAAGGCCCGGGUCUGGCGUCCUCUUUUGGCUACUCACUGGCUAUAAUGGACCUUAAUGCAGACGGAUGGGAUGAUCUUGUAGUCGGUGCUCCUCAGUACAGCUCGACGGAUAUGGAGGCAGGAAUUGGAGGUGCUGUUUACGUCUACAUAAACCGUCGAGACGGCCAAGACUGGGACAGAUUACAACCAGACAUUCUUACCGGCAAUAAAGAGUCCAUGUUUGGACUAGUAGUAGCAAACAUUGGGGACAUCAAUCACGAUGGAUACAAUGAUUUUGCAGUUGGAGCACCUUAUGAUAAUGAUGGUGAUGGUGCAGUGUACAUUUACCUUGGCAAAACUGGACACUUUUCACAAAAAGAGAACCAAGUUUUACAGGGUAAACCCCAUAGAAUCAAGCUGUUUGGCUAUUCCCUGGCUGGAAACAUGGAUAUAGAUGGGAACAGCUAUCCAGACUUAGCCGUGGGCUCACUUUCUGACAGUGUACUGGUCUACAGAGCUAAACCAAUCAUUAGCAUGGAGAAAACCUUGACGUUAACACCUCGUGAAAUUAACUUCCAGGAAGGAGACUGCCAGAAAGGUCACUGUGUUAUAACAGCUGAAUCCUGCUUCUCCUACACGACCUACCCAGAGACGUAUAACCCCAGACUGGAGAUCCUGUACAAGCUGAAUGCUGAUGAACAGUGGGUUCAGGAUGGUCAUCGGUCCCGCCUAGUUUUCCAGAACAAUCCUCAAGGAAACAUUGUGCUCCAGACACAAGGUCAAAAACAAUGUGUACAAAGCCGCCUCCGGCUCCGGGCCAACACCAAGGACAAGCUUACAGAAAUCCCUGUCAGUGUGUCAGUGUCUCUGCCGCAGGACAGUCCUCCUCAGACACUGAGCCAAAGCUCUCUACCUGCUCUCCAGCCAGUGCUCAAUGAUCUCCAGCCUCAGGAAAGCACAGCCAAAUUCACGUUUUUGAACCCUGGCUGUGGAAGUGAUAAUAUCUGUCAGAGUAACCUGCAGCUCAGGUACAACUUCUGCACCAAAGACCGACAUCAGGACUCAUGUUCACCACUAGCCAGGGAGAAUGGCAUGGCUGUAAUCUCACCCGGUGCUGGGAACACAGCUCUGGAGAUCACAAUCACGAAUCAUGGAGGAGAUGAUGCUCAUCUCGCUCAACUGGUUGCAACCUUCCCAGAAUCUCUACCUUUAUCAUCGGUCAUCCUCAAACAAGAUAGUAAAGUGCAGUGUGACGUGGAUGGGCAUAAAACGAGAGUGGAAUGUGAUUUAGGAAAUCCUGUCAAAAGAAAUGCAGAGGAAACAUUUUAUCUCUUGCUAAACACUGAUCGUCUGACCCCGAGCAUAACGGAUGUCAACGUGACACUGAACCUCCAGACGAUCAGCGUGCAAAAUAUUUCAGAGAUCGUUGCAGAGGCUCGAGUUUUCUUUGAGCUCUAUUUGAAAGUGUUUGGACUGGCCAAACCUUCUCAAGUGUACUAUCGAGAAGUGGAGGAGAACAAAUCCCAUGAGAUCGGAGAACCUGUGCAGUACGAGUUUACAAUCAGUAACAUGGGUCGACCUCUGAAGUCCUUCGCCUCGGUCACCCUCAACAUCCAGUGGCCAAAGGAGAAUAAAGAAGGCAAGUGGCUCCUGUACCUGCUGCAGAUCACUGGACCGAACAACCAGAUCAUCGCAUGCAGUCCAGCCUCAGAAAUCAACUCUCUGAAACACACUCAGGAGGUGGUGUUCAGACGAAAACGGAAAGCAGAAGAUGAAGCGAAGAUCUCAGCUCUGAGCACUGAUGGACUCCUGUCCUUAUUUGGAAGCAAGAGACAUUACAAAUACCUGAAAUGUGGUGAUGAAUUAAAGUGUGUGGAGCUCAGAUGCCCCCUAAAGGCAGCAGACAGAACUGCAGUUACUCUGCACUCACGACUUUGGAGCAAAACUUUUGUUGAGGAAUACAGCUCCCUGAAUUAUCUGGACAUUGGAUUAAACGCUUCUCUCAGUCUCGAUGGAUCUCAGAAGAACAUCAGGCUUCAGGAGUCUCAAACACAGGUGAGACUAACAGUGUUCCCAGAGAAGAAGCUGACUUUUCUCAGUCGAGUCCCCUGGUGGGUGAUAUUGCUCAGUGUGGUGCUCGCACUGUUACUACUCAGCCUCCUGAUCUACUUCCUGUCCAAGCUGGGAUGCUUUGACUGUGCGAUGUGUUGUGAAGAAAAAGGAUAUCACGCCAUUCCUAAAACUCAUGCUGCGGAAUAGACGUCUGUGCGGGAAAACGGACAGAGAAGACUUUCGUGGUUCUGUGGAAUGUAAACAUGUAAUAUGAAAAUGAGUCAAAUGUUUUGUAGCCUACUACUUUAUUCAGUAUAGAUGGUGGUGUUGGUGUGUGUGUGUGUGUGCAUUCUCCUGAUUUACGAAUGCUGUAUAAUGUUGUUAAUAGUAGAAUGUUGCUGUAUCUGCUGUAACGUAAGUGUGGUGAGGGAAUGAAUGUAUUUUGUGCUCUAUGGAGCUAAAGGAGGAGAUGAAGCCAGCAAGUACAUCUUUAGAGCAGGAGUGAAGAUGAGGAUGGUGCCUAAUAUAGACACAAUGAGGAAGACCCAGAGGAAGAUUCUGUCCAACACCUGAGCCACAAACUUCCAGUCCUGCACAACCUGGAGGAACAAAAGAGCAUCAUGAUUAAUAUCCAUCAUCAUCAUCAUCAU